ACAGUUGUCACCGCCGUCCUCCUUCCACGACUUGACGCAGCUUGUCCUCCUUCUUUGCUAUCCUUAUUUUCUCUAUAACCCUUCCCCUUCUCUGUAUCUUACCCUCUAGACAUGGCAGAUUCGGCAUCCGGAUCUGCUGAUCGUUCUGUUCAGGUUAAACUCGUGCUGUUGGGUGAAGCUGCCGUUGGCAAAUCCUCCGUGGUUCUACGUUUCGUCUCCAAUGAAUUCCAGCCAAAUAAGGAGCCUACAAUUGGUGCUGCGUUCUUGACCCAGAAAUGUCGUCUUGAGGAUCGAGUGCUUCGUUAUGAGAUUUGGGAUACUGCAGGGCAGGAGCGCUUCCAUUCACUCGCACCUAUGUACUACAGAAAUGCCCAAGCCGCUGUUGUGGUGUAUGAUGUUACGAAAGCGUCGAGUUUAGAGAAGGCAAAGACAUGGGUGAAGGAACUUCAGCGACAGGCAAACCCCAAUAUUGUCAUUGCUCUUGCAGGAAACAAGAUUGAUCUCGUUCAGCCAUCACCAUCCCCACCAUCGACUCCUGGUUCACCCGAGCCUGAGGACGAAGCUGACGAUGCCACUGCCACUCCUGGAGAGAACGCCGGAGUUGAAGCUGGAGAGGGAGAGAAUCUCAGACAGGUGCCUCGAGACGAGGCGGAGGCGUAUGCUCAGGAAGCUGGUUUGCUCUUCUUCGAGACUAGUGCAAAGACUGGCGAGGGCAUUGUCGAGAUCUUCACUGAAAUUGCCAAGAAGAUCCCGAUCGACCAGAUUCUUGCUUCCACUCGUGGUGGAGCUGGACGUCCUGGCGCACCAGGUGCUCGGGCGGGUAAUGCGCAACAAACUGGAGGCGUAAAUCUGGAAGAGAAUAAUGCUAAGAAGGAUGGUUGUGCAUGCUGAUUUUAUCAUCCUCAGGACCCGUUUCAACUUCCUGUUUGUCGCUUGCACUUACGCUAUACUAUUCUGUCAUGUCCCUUGUACGAGAUUCCCCCUUGUUUCCUUUAUCCUCUCAUCUAUACAUAUGAUUUCUUCUUCUCCUUUGCAUUGUUACAUGUACAUGCGCUAAUAUUUGUCUGAACGACUUACACGAGGAUGUGGAUGGACGUACUCUUGAUGCUGUGCCUUUGUUAUGAUGAAGUGGGUUUUGUUGUGCUGUA
This is a messenger RNA of Somion occarium, 1148 nucleotides long. The record is from the annotation of a GenBank genome assembly. Lineage: Eukaryota; Fungi; Basidiomycota; Agaricomycetes; Polyporales; Cerrenaceae.